Cyclocybe aegerita is the source of this 918-nucleotide messenger RNA. The record is from the annotation of a GenBank genome assembly. Lineage: Eukaryota; Fungi; Basidiomycota; Agaricomycetes; Agaricales; Hemipholiotaceae.
UGUCUUACCGCAACAACGACAACGACCGCGACGACUCGUACGGGUCCAACACAGGGUCAUACGGUUCCUCCAACGACCGCGACAACGACAACUUCGGGUCUGGCAACAGGGGCUCCGACUAUGGGUCGUCCAACAGCGAUGACAAUUCGUAUGGCUCUUCCAACAAGAACUAUGGAUUGUCGAACGACAACGCCAAUGACAAGAGCCCCUAUGGUUCUUCGAACAAGACCUCGUAUGCGACGUCUAACGACAAUGACAAUUCGUAUGGAUCCGGCAAGAAGGAAACCUCCUAUGGCUCUUCGCGCAACGACGACGACUCGUACGGGUCAAAGAGGAACGACAACGAUAACUCGUACGCCUCGUCGAACAAUAGGUCCUCAAAUGACGACGGCAACUCGUAUGGUUUUUCAAACGAGACCUCCUACGGUUCUUCGAACGACAACGACCACUCCUACGGUUCCUCCAACAAAACAUCGUCGAACAGCAACAACCGUGGCGACAACGAUGACUCCUACGGCUCGAAGAAGGACAACUAUGGAUCGUCGAACAAUAAUGACAACGACAACUCUUACGGCUCGUCGAACAAACCCUCCUACGGCAACUCUUCGAACAGACACGACAAUUCCCUUGGAUCGUCUAACACCACUUCCUAUGGAUCUUCCAACGACUCCAACAAUAGCAAUAACACCACCUAUGGGUCUUCCAACAACUCGAGCAACAACAAUUCUUCUUCCCAUGGGUCGUCCAACACUGACAACACCAACUCGAGUUCCGACACCAAGCCCGACUGGGUCAACGACACUGUGAAGUCAGUCGCCAGCAAAGCAGGUUACAACAUCGACGAGGGCACCGCCGACCUGAUUGGUGAUGGUUUGAAGGAGAGUUUGAAGCGCUUCGGUGGAGGAUGUGGCAACUAGA